AUAAUGCCAUGCCAAAUGUGUGUGUGUGUAUGUGUGUUUGACAUAUGGCAAAUGACAAGACGAGAUCCCGAUGCAGGGGGAUGGCGAUGCCCAGCCGUAACUCGUCGUUGAACGAAGAAGAAGAAGAAGAAGAAGAAGAAGAAAGAUCAUUUACAAAAACAACAACAAAAAAAAGUUAAAAGAUACACCUUUUUGCAAAGACUCUCCCCAUUUCAACUUGUCUUUCUCCUUCGAACGGUCUUUUAUUUAAUCUUCUACUUUUCCCCCUUUUUGCCUCACCCCCCCUUUGCAGACUCUAGAGCUUUGAGGCCCAUUUGACGAACGCGUCAUUUGUUGGAUGGUCCAUCGUCGUCGUCGUCGUCGUCGUCCUCGCUUAAACACUUUACAUUGCAUUUGCAAACAACAUGGCGGCAACUGUUCUCCCGCUCAAGAUAUGCACACUCCCAACUGAUCGCACGCAGCGGCGUUUCUCUUUACAGCAAGACUCACCUCGUUCAGCCCGCGAGACUCCCACUUCUCCCCGAAGUUCCCGUAACUCAAUGUCCUCACUGUCCUCGGCUACCACCGUCGUUCAAAUUGAUCAACCAGAAAUGGAGAUUCUAGACGAACAGGAUGUGCCAUCUCCUACUACCCUCGAUGCCAGGCGCUCCUCUCUUCCAGGAAAGUUUGGCUCUAUCGUUGGAGCAGAGACCUUGCACAGGAGAUACAGGCAGAAAACAACCGCUCGGUUUGGGAAACUGUCAAAGUUUUUUGGUUCAGAGCCGCCUCUGGAUAUUUCCGUUUCCGAAGUCGAGCAGCAAGGCCUCAAGGCACUCUUGAUGUCAAAAGUUCCUCGCGCCUACUUUCUUUACUCGCUCCUAGAAGAUUACUCUUGUGAAAAUUUGUUUUUCUUCCUUGAAGUCGAACACUACACAACCUCUGUCUUUCCCACGGUGGAACAACAGCGGUCGGCUGCACAACAUAUAUAUAAUACAUACCUCAAUCUCAACUCACACUUUGAAGUCAACCUCGAUGAGCGCGUUCGAAAGGAAGUCGUCGUCGCCAUGUCGUCGGACGAGACACUCCCCGACUGCUUUGACAGUGCCAAGCGAGCCGCCCUCCAUUUAAUGGAAGGAUCGUGGCAGAAAUUUGCAAGGAGUGACAUUUUUGCACGAAUGAAGAAGGAGAUUGGAACAUUGCAAUGUAACCUCACUGAAAGUCGCCAACCAGCAGUCCUACUCCUCAUGUCCUACUUGGACAGGCAAGCCGGCCCUCUCCUCUCAUCAUCCAAUCCCGCCGCCAACCAAGCCAAUCUUUACCGACAUUUGCUCAUCCGCCACAUGAUUCACGAGUACUGCCGGACCAUCCUCCAAGUUGAUUUUGAUGACCCCGUAUUUGUCAAACUGGCUGCUCACAUUGUUACAGAGCGUAAAAGCGUCUCGUUGUCCCGGACCGCGGAUGAUUCAGGAGACCGGAAACGGACACGAGCUUCUUCAUUCUCUGUGUGGAGGGGAAUGACGUCAAAACUCAAAAAAUAAGAGCCUUUGGCUUCAUAUAGUGCAUAUAUACAAAUCAGAUUUGUAGAUUUUGUAGAUUUUGCUUUGGUGGACUUUAUACUCUAGAAAAUGCCGCCCCCCCUCCCCUGGUCGAUUGUUUCCUACUACAAACAACUUUGUUCCUAGAAGUUUUUCAGUGUACGAUAGAUAGUCUUGUAUGAUAGAUUCCCAAAAAUUGUUUAUAUCUGGUUCGUGAA
Molecule: messenger RNA, 1732 nt
Organism: Spizellomyces punctatus DAOM BR117
Lineage: Eukaryota; Fungi; Chytridiomycota; Chytridiomycetes; Spizellomycetales; Spizellomycetaceae
Exons: 3
Coding region: 405-1517 (370 amino acids)
Source: RefSeq, a predicted model, not a curated record